Naegleria lovaniensis is the source of this 1134-nucleotide messenger RNA. RefSeq lists its product as uncharacterized. The transcript is spliced from 3 exons. Gene Ontology annotation, molecular function: ferric iron binding; ferrous iron binding; acid phosphatase activity. Bases 1 to 1134 code for a protein of 377 amino acids. The record is from RefSeq and is a predicted model, not a curated record. Lineage: Eukaryota; Heterolobosea; Eutetramitea; Acrasida; Naegleriidae.
AUGAGUCAACCACACGACGACACUCUUUCCGAAGAACCUCUCGGAGGCGGAGAAGGAGGAGCAAAUCCUUCAAACUCCUCUCGUCAUCACUAUUACAGCCUUGCUGCAGAAAAUUUUUCAGCACCUCAAAAGAAACGUAUCGGUUUAGGAACGUUGGCUAUUUUGUUCGGAAUUGGAUGCGUGAUUAUUUCAGCAUUGAUCGUUUUGAUUGUUGUGAGCGCAGUGUUGUAUUGGGGCCCUGGACAAAACAAAAAGAUUUAUCCCAAUCCAUCGUAUACACCCAGUAGUGAUUAUUUACAUUUCAUUGUCGUUGGAGAUCAAGGAAGAGGAAAUGAUGAACAGAAAAAAGUUGCUGAGAGUAUGGCUCGAUAUUACAAUAUUUAUGAUAAUGGAGUGACAGAUGUCAAUGAUGUGCAAUUUAAAACAAAAUUUGAAGAUAUUUAUGUCCAAGAGAGCUUGAAGAAUUUGGAUUGGUAUUUUGUUUUGGGUAAUCAUGACUAUAGAACAAAUCCAGAAGCUCAGAUUGCAUAUUCACAAUUGAGCAAGAGAUGGAAGCUGCCUAAACAAUUUUAUAAUUUUGACAAGAUUUCUACUGAAAACAAAUUUAAAGUGUCAUUUGUCAUGUUAGAUACAAAUCCAUUUGUGAACAAGUACUUCUCAGAUUCAAGAGCUAAUCAAACAGCAUUGAACCAACAACGAGCAUUGAAUAACGAACAAGUCAAAAUGGUUGAGAAUAUUUUGAAUACCAAUAUGAACAAGAAUGAUACAUGGACUUUGGUUGUGGGUCAUCAUCCAUUGUUUAGUGCUGGAUCACACGGUCCUGUCACUCAAGAACUUGUAGAUAAUUUUGAACCUCUCUUUGUGAAAUACAAGUUGCCCAUGUACUUGUGUGGACAUGACCAUUUGUUAAAUUGGCUUUCAAAUUCAGAUAGUGCUUUUCCAACACAGUAUGUCAUUUCUGGUGGAGGUGCUGGAAAUACACGACCCAUGAUUUACAACAAGUACUCAUUGAAUGAUUUGAACGAUUCUGGAUUUUUCUCUGUUGAAGUUCAACAGAGCUUUAUGUUUGUGAGAGCUUUUGACAAGUACGGAACUGAGGUUUGGAAAUUUAAAAUUUCGAGGCCUCCUCAAUAA